AUGGAGCAGAAGGUGCGCGAUGCGAUGGCAGCACAGGAGGCCCAGGAGGCCGAGAAAGAGGCCGCAGAGCCCAAGAAGAAGAAGCGGAGAAAGAAGGUGAAGACAGAGGAAGAAGAGCGGAUCUGCAAGCUUCUCGUGGAAAUUCUUGUCAACCGAUUGGAACGUCCGGUGAUGCAGCAAGAUGACGUGAUGAAGAUGCCUUUGUACCCGACGGAGGACCUGAUUUGGGAUCCAAAUCUUGUCCCAGAAGAACACUACUCAGGUGACUACACUCUGGCCCUGCCCAAGCUCAAUCUGCAGUUCCUCACGAUACACGACUACCUGCUGCGAAACUUCAAUUUGUUCAGACUGGAGUCCACGCAUGAGAUACGAGAUGACCUUCAAGAUCAAAUCCCCAGGAUGAAAGCCUCCGCCGAUCAAGACGGUGGCACUCAUUUCUCCGGCUCCGGACGGAUGAUGGUGCCUCUGGGCGGGCUGGAAGUCAUGAACGUGAAAAGGCCCAAAGUAGGAGAGGAGGUUCCAUCGGAAGUCCGGGCAGAAGUCCGCUGGUCCUUGACGGGAGUUCUGCCGCAGAUCCGAGAAGAAUGGGAUACGCUGAGAGAGCACGAUGUGAUCUUCCUGAUCAGGAUCAAAGCACCAGAGGAGCCCUACGAUGGCCGGGUUGCCGACCUCACAGUGGCGGAGUUUCCAGAGAAGUUCGGUGUCGUGAGCGUGCGCGGAGCAGAGAUCACAGAGCUGCUUGACGACGAAGGCAAUGUCAUCAGCGAUCCGAACCCUGCAGAGCGCAAGACUCCCGUUGGAGACGGACGAGUAGCACGCGUGAUUUUGGACCCUGCGCAGUACCAUCAGGACUUGGAGGCGAUGGCGUCUGGGAAGACCGAGAUCUACAGCAACUUGAACCUCGUCCUGCGCCGCAAGCCGAAGGAGAACAACUUCAAGGCCAUCCUUCACACGAUCAGGAGCCUGAUGAACAAUGAGGACACAGUUGUACCUGACUGGCUCCAUGAUCUCUUCCUCGGAUACGGAGACCCCGGAGCGGCUCAGUACUGGAAGCUUCCAACCACGCUUAGUGAAAUUGACUUCAGAGACACCUUCCUGGACGAAGACCACAUACUGGAAUCCUUUCCCGACGCUGAAGAUAUCGAUGUGCCGGAGGACUUGAAGAGGCCUUUCAAGUUGAAGUUCGAAGCAGUCAAGGGCACAGGCGGUGCCAGCACUCUGAGCUCCAAGAGGCCACAGGAACGAGUGAUUGCUUCGGCGUACACUUUGCCCAACAUGGGCCCGUACCCAGAGUGCAUGCCGCGAGAGAACUCGAUCCGCUUCACGCCCGUGCAAGUGGAGGCUAUCCGGUCGGGCGUGAACCCUGGCUUGACCAUGGUGGUGGGACCUCCUGGAACUGGCAAGACCGACACCGCCGUGCAGGUUGUGAACCUGCUUUUCCACAACUUCCCAGACCAGAAGAUCGUGCUCGUGGCACAUUCCAACCAAGCCCUCAAUGAUCUGUUCGAGAAAAUCGUAGCUCUUGACAUCCCUGAGCGCUACCUGCUCAGACUGGGUCGCGGGAUUGAGGAGCUGGAUGCGAAGCAAGACUUCUCCAAGUGGGGUCGAGUCAAUCACAUGUUGAAGCGCCGAAUAGAUCUGUUGGCCAAAGUAGAGCGAUUGGCUGACACCUUCGGUCUCUCUGGACAGGACGUGGCCUACACUUGCGAAAACGCGCAGCAUUUCUUUCUGCACCAUGUGCGGUACCGGUGGGAAGAGUUCCACAAGAAGCUGGGCAUAGUUGGCAAAAACGGUGCCAACAUCCACAAGGUUCUGGGAAAGGCCGGGACGAAGAAGCGCCGCCUCGACGAAGAGGCAGCGGAGGCAGCAGAUGGCAGGCAAAAUGAAGACGAGAACAGCGAGGAGGUGAAAAGGAUACGUGAGCAGCUGUUGAGUGGCCAGAAGACCGUGAUCAGUGUCUUAUUUCCUUUCACAAAGUUCUUUGCGGAUGCUCCUCAACCACUUUUCCCGUCAGAGUCCCACGAAGCAGACCUAGAAAUUGCCGAAGGCUGCUUCCGGUACUUCGAGAAUAUGUUCAGGGAGAUUGAGGAAUGCCGUGCCUUCGAGCUUUUGCGGAACGGCCAUGAUCGUGGUGACUACCUGAUCACAACGCACGCUCGAAUCAUUGCGAUGACUUGCACCCACGCUGCUCUUACAAGGUCAACAUUGGUGAAUUUGUCAUUCAAGUACGACAACCUUCUGAUGGAAGAAUCUGCACAAAUCCUGGAAGUGGAGACGUUCAUACCGAUGCUGCUGCAGAAUGCGGAAAGCGGUGUCAGCAGGAUCCAAAGAGCAUUGCGAUGUGUUCGCACGACUGGGUUAGUUGGGGUGUUGCUCCUCAAAUCUUCAGUCUCGAGGUUCUAG
This is a messenger RNA of Symbiodinium necroappetens, 2403 nucleotides long. The record is from the annotation of a GenBank genome assembly. NCBI's taxonomy places the organism in Eukaryota, Dinophyceae, Suessiales, Symbiodiniaceae.